UGAGUGCAGGUGCUGUUGGUUGGUUGGAGAGCAUUUGGGUUUCUAGGCUGGUGAGCCACUGCGCUUGGAUCUUUGUGAGUUGUUGAAUCUGAACACAGUUUGAAGCUGUAGGCUGGUUGGAAAGCAACUGGCGUCAAUGAUGCAGAGUGAUUUUAGUCAGACUUCGGGAACUUGGAAUUCUGAAAUAUUUACGUCUAGCCAUGCCACGGAGGACCUAAUGCAGCAGCAGGAUCUGAAGGCCUGCUAUUUGAUUGAGGAGAACUUCAACACGAACUAUAAGAUGCUGAACACUCUGGGCAAAGGGAACUUCUCAGUGGUGAAACGAGCCUUCCAUGUCCCCACAUGCACCACUGUGGCUGUAAAAAUUCUGCAAAACAACAAGUAUACCUCAGUCACCUCCAGGGAAGCCAGGAUUAUGAAAUCCCUUAGCCAUCCUAACAUCAUCAAGCUGUAUCAUGUGGUCGAGACAAGAGAGACCACCUACCUGGUGAUGGAGUAUGCCUCAGAGGGAGAGCUGCAAGACCGCGUCAUCCAAGCGGGGUCUUUAGAGGAUAGCGAGGCUCGAAAGAUAUUUGUCCAGAUAGUACAUGCUGUGCAGUACUGCCACGACCAUCACAUUGCCCAUAGAGACAUAAAGGCCAGCAACAUUUUGAUCAACCGCAAGGGGAACAUCAAGCUGAGUGAUUUUGGCCUGGCUGCUAAAGUGGUUCCUGGGCAGAAGCUGGCCGGUUUCUGUGGCACACUGCCCUACUGUGCCCCAGAACUCUUGCAAGCAGAGAAAUAUGAGGGUCUCCCCGUGGAUAUCUGGAGUUUAGGGGUCCUCCUCUUCUUCAUGGUGUCAGGGAGCCUGCCUUUCCGAGGCAAUUCUUUUGUGGAGAUAAAGUGGCAGAUCAUCUCUGCAAACUUCAGCGUUCCUCCUCACGUUUCCAUUGAUAUUUUCAACGUCAUCGUUGAAAUGUUGAUGAUCAAUCCCAGCAGGAGGCCCACUAUCCACCAAAUCAAGACGCGUCCCAUGAUCAGGGACAGUGAGGCAUGUUUACCACCUAAUUCCACACAGGUUUUCCCAGACACUCGGAGCCCUAGCACUGUCAGGAGCAUGAGAGCUGUCACAGAUAAGCCUGACAGGAAUAUAUCCUCCUGCAGUCUCCAGGAGGAGUUUAAGAGUAUAUCCCUCACAGACUCCUCCUCUGGGGAUACCUUGGAGAAAGAGACUGUAAAGGAAUACACCGUAAAAUAA
Molecule: messenger RNA, 1237 nt
Organism: Rattus rattus (black rat)
Lineage: Eukaryota; Metazoa; Chordata; Mammalia; Rodentia; Muridae
Product: sperm motility kinase X-like
Exons: 3
Coding region: 137-1237 (366 amino acids)
Biological process (GO): microtubule cytoskeleton organization; protein phosphorylation; intracellular signal transduction
Cellular component (GO): cytoplasm
Molecular function (GO): tau-protein kinase activity; ATP binding; protein serine/threonine kinase activity
Source: RefSeq, a predicted model, not a curated record